Messenger RNA from Oncorhynchus gorbuscha (pink salmon), 3647 nucleotides. RefSeq names its product outer dynein arm docking complex subunit 2 (gene odad2). Bases 146 to 3328 code for a protein of 1060 amino acids. Gene Ontology annotation, molecular function: protein binding. The transcript is spliced from 20 exons. The record is from RefSeq and is a predicted model, not a curated record. Lineage: Eukaryota; Metazoa; Chordata; Actinopteri; Salmoniformes; Salmonidae.
AGCAACUUGAGGCAGUGGUGCUUGUCUGUUUCCAAGGAAACCAACUAAACUGCUAACAUUGAUUGGUUGCUAGCUCGGGGUUCUCUAGAAAACAAUUUCAAAUUACUGCGUUUCAGGACUUUGCCAGUCCCACACAGUUGCUACCAUGGGGGUAGCGCUGACCAGAGCAGCGCAAUGGACCACAGCAAGUUCUGGGACUGGAAAACUGGAGAUCACUCCAGCCAACGAGUCUCUGCUGAAAGAGAUCCUGGAGUUUGUGGAACAGUUCAGCUCCAGACACCCUCAGGAGGCCAAGCAUGUGUUCAAGGAGCCGUUGCAGUGGACUACCUAUUUGGAGGCUUCUGAUUUCAAAACAGAGUAUGACAUCAGUGGCCCGGCUGUAAAGUCACAGGAAACAGACAGGGAUGGGCAUCCUAUGUUGCAGCUCACCCCUCCGAGCAUUUCUGUGCACAGCUUCAGUCAGCUGUCCAAAAUAGUGCAGCUGGCAACGGAUAAGAAGCUCAAGGAGGUCCGAGCUUGCCUGGAAGCCAACAGAGACCCUGUUGCGAAGAUGCUGGGACCUAGCUUCGCCACAGUGGAGGGGGAGGACAGCUCUGUGCUGCGUCUCCUGGAGGAGGUAAAGGAGGGGGACCAGGCCAAGGAGACUGAGAUCAAAGUGAAGCUGAUCAUCCUACUGCAGCAGCUGGACACUCAGCUCCUCAGCAACUCCCUCAAGCAGAUCUCCCAGGAGGUUAGGCUCAGUCCUGCCGCAGUGAAGAAUGAUGUUGAGCUGCUGAAAAGCUUCUGCAGUGAAGGGGAGAAAAGGGUGUUGACGUCUGUUCAAUACACAUCAGAUUAUGAGUUCACCAAUGGCUGUCGAACUCCUCCUUGGAGGCAGGUGCAUGGUGAGAUCUGCUACCUAGUGAUAAAGCCGUGUGACACUCAGCCCCUGCACAUCACCUGCAGCACAGCUGGAGUCUUUCUCAACGGGGGCAUAAGGCAGGAGGGUGAGGAAAAUGCCUAUGACAGAACAAGCGAUGUCUACAGAGACCUGGUAACCCUUCUGAAAAGCAAGUCUCCCCAUUUUGCAGAGAACAUAAAUAAACAGGAUUUUGCCGUUCAAGAAGAACCUCCAACACAAAAGGUCCAACAUGUGGAAUUGGUUGAUGCAGAGGAACAAGGCCAACCCCAGAGGUCUUACGAGCAUCAGGAAAAGAAUGUGCAUGAGAAGGCGAGACAACAGCUUGUGCAAAACAAGCCAGGCGGCAAAAAGAAAUUAGAACCAUCUUUGAAAUGGAAGAACCUCGGUCUCGCGUCUCCUUAUGAUGAAGCAGAUGACAAGAAAUCCCAAAAGAAUGCAGUGAGUGAAAAGUUAGCCGAGGCACGGGAGAAGAUGCAGAAGAAAGCCGAUGUCUCUGUGUCCUCCUUACCUGGUCGGCAGUCGUCUAAUAAAACUAAGACCCCGGGAGGAGCUGGUGGCGCCGAUGACUUCAGUGAGAGUUCAUCAGAGAGUGAGGAGGAUGAGGAGCAGCCAGAGCGCCGCACGGAGAGCAACACAGACCUGCCCUCAGAGUACUGGCAGAUCCAGAAACUGGUCAAGUACCUCAAGGGAGGCAACCAGACGGCCACUGUGAUUGCUCUGUGCUCCAUGAGGGACUUUAAUUUAGCCCAGGAGACGUGCCAACUGGCCAUCCGGGAUGUAGGUGGCCUUGAAGUCCUCAUUAACUUGCUGGAUACAGAAGAAAUCAAAUGCAAAAUUGGCUCUCUGAAGAUUCUGAAGGAGAUCAGCCGUAACUCUCAGAUCCGCCGGGCCAUCGCUGACCUGGGGGGCCUGCAGACCAUGGUGAAGAUCUUGGACUCCCCAGACAAGGACCUAAAAUACCUGGCCGCAGAGACCAUCGCCAACGUGGCCAAGUUCAGACGGGCCAGAAGGACAGUCAGACAGCACGGAGGGAUCAAGAGACUGGUAGAGUUACUAGACUGCGUGCCUGACUCGGCGGCCCUGACAGAGGAGCAGGAGAAGGACGUGGAGGUGGCUCGCUGCGGGGCCCUGGCCCUCUGGAGCUGCAGUAAGAGCACCAGGAACAAAGAGGCCAUCCGCAAGGCCGGGGGCAUCCCUCUUCUGGCUCGCUUGCUCAAGUCUCCCCACGAGAACAUGCUGAUCCCUGUCGUGGGAACCCUGCAGGAGUGUGCCUCCGAGAGAAGUUACAGGAUUGCCAUCCAGACGGAGGGUAUGAUUGAGGACUUGGUGAAAAACCUCAACUGUGACAACCACGAGCUACAGAUGCACUGUGCCAGUGCCAUCUUCAAGUGUGCAGAAGACAAGCGUACCCGUGACCUGGUGCGUCAGUGCGAGGGCCUGCAGCCCCUGGUGACUCUGCUGAGCCAGGCAGACAACAAGCAGCUCCUGGCUGCCACCACUGGGGCCAUCUGGAAGUGCUCCAUCAGCAUGGAGAACGUGGCUAAGUUCCAGGAUUACAAGGCCUUGGAGACCCUGGUGAGUCUGCUGACAGACCAGCCUGAGGAGGUGCUGGUGAACGUGGUCGGUGCGCUGGGCGAGGGGGCCCAGAAACCUGCUAACAGGGCCACCAUCAGGAAGUGUGGAGGCAUCCAGCCCCUGGUCAACCUGCUGACGGGAACCAACCAGGCCCUGCUGGUCAACGUCACCAAGGCUGUGGGAGCCUGCGCCACCGAGCUUGAGAAUAUGACGAUCAUUGACCGUCUGGAUGGAGUGCGUCUGCUCUGGUCCUUGUUGAAAAACCCAAACCCAGAUGUCCAGGCCAGUGCUGCAUGGGCCAUUUGUCCAUGCAUUGAAAAUGCAAAGGAUUCAGGGGAAAUGGUGCGCUCAUUUGUCGGUGGAUUGGAACUGAUUGUUAAUUUGCUGAAAUCAACAAACAAAGAGGUACUGGCGAGCGUGUGUGCCGCCAUAGCCAAAAUAGCCAAAGACGAAGAGAAUCUGGCAGUCAUCACUGACCACGGGGUUGUACCGAUGCUGGCCAAGCUGACAAACACAACUGAUGAUAAGCUGCGUCGUCACCUGGCUGAGGCCAUUGCCCGUUGCUGCAUGUGGGGCAGUAACAGGGUGUUGUUUGGGGAGGCGGGGGCCGUGGCCCCCCUCGUCCGUUACCUGAAAUCCAAGGACACCUCAGUCCACCAGGCCACAGCUCAGGCCCUUUUCCAGCUUUCCAAGGACCCCAACAACUGCAUCACCAUGCACGACAACGGAGUGGUCAAGCUCCUGUUGGGUAUGAUGGGCUCCACUGACGAGGUCCUUCAGGAAGCUGCCGCUGGCUGUGUGGCUAACAUCCGCCGCUUGGCCCUGGCCAAUGAAAAGGCACGGUACGGUUAAACAACCACCAUGAACCCCCCCCAGAUGCUACUAUGACCUCAUCAUCACUUGGAUGUCAUGAUUCCAGAUCUACUCCAGUAGCCUCCAGUAGCCUUUCAUCCACAGAGACUCAUCUCACUAUACCUCUAUCCUUCCCACCCAUCCCACUGAAUAUAAGAGUGAUUCCUUCUGCCUCCAUCUGUAAUAGCAGGAAGCGUUUAUUCUAUCCUACCCAUGAAUUUGGAUGAUUAUUUCAUUUGGAUUUCUUACAAACAUACUGUAUAGGAAAACUAUGUCUCCUCUCAAUUUGAUAAUAGCAAUAAAUGCUUUCUUUCUCCUG